CGCCCACGCUGUUCAUAAGCUCAGCUCGAGAAGGCGUCACCACAUUAAAGUUGAGCGGAUGAGUAUCACACAAGCCGACGAGGGAAGCACGAGUUUUUAGUCCCGAACAGUCAUAAUAUCCUAAAUUGUGCCACGUUCUUUUCUAGUUUUAGUCCAUAAAAUACAUUAUUGGAAUGUAUCGUGAAUCUUGAGCAGGCAAUGCUAAGCGAAGCUUUGGGUCAGAAUUGGGAUGUUUUUAAACGAGACGCGCAUUUUGGUUGAUCUUAUAUAAGUAUUCCAAUAAUUGAGAAAACAACCGUGCUGAAGCAGAYACCGUUCAUUUGCAUCCAAUCAGUUGUGAAGACGGGCACUCUUUGAAGCGCCACAGGACAUCAUUUGCAUGAAACUGAAGCCAGAUCAAAACGUUGACUCCAACUGCACCCGAUUCAAAGAGAAAGUGGGAAAUACAACUAGGAAAAGGACUGAAGACCACGACACCUGUGCCACAUCUACCACUAACCCCCCCUUGACCCCUUCAAAACCCACCCUCCUAUCCACUAUGUCUCUCAAUACCUUCCACCUGAUGGAGACCCUCAAGAAAUCCCCGGCUGCUUUACGCCGCCGUUUCUGCCGCGACCGCACAGAGUCCCUCUCCCACGGCGAUCCGCUAUUCAAGGUCCACUACCUGGGCACUGAGAAAAUCUUCUCCCUGGACUCCCACGGCGAUCCGCUAUUCAAGGUCCACUACCUGGGCACUGAGAAAAUCUUCUCCCUGGAUCGAGAGCAGGCCCAGGAUGCCAUAGCCCGUCUGCUCGAAGGGGCCGCAAAUGGAAAGAAGCUGAGCAAAGACCACGCGUUGGUUGUUCGUCCACGCUAUGUCGAAGUCAAAGAGCUCAGCACAGGACGCCAGCUCACGAAGACGUACCUCCAGGACAUAGCCUACUGCGCGGCCGACGCCACCAGACCCAACGUGUUUCUGUACAUCUGUAAGCAGCGUGGGCAACAGCUGCAGUGCCGGGUGUUCUGGUGCAGCCGGGCAGAGCGGGCACGUGACAUGACGGCCUGUCUGGCACACUCCUUCCAGAGGGCACUGAGCGACUGGCAGGGGGACGGRGGAAGUACCGGCACACUGACCCCAGAAAAGGUUGGGGCGAAGGAGGGAGAGGAUAUGCCCACCACCCCUACUACCUCCAAAAACUCCAUGCUAACAGCUAGCUUAAGACGAGUCCGUUGGAAGAAGAGGAGGUCCCUGUCUCGCAGUCCACUGAGUGCCAUGAUCAGGAAGAGAUCCACCUCAGACAUCUGGCACUGAGACAACUGAUCCCCAGCAUGACACUAAACUGAUGACACCCACAGAGACUAGUUACAGCACGGAGGGAGGGAGGGAAGAGAAGAGACGAGGGAUUGAAAGAACCCACCACUACUGGACUCAACAGGACUGAAGGGUGAGAGAAGGAGAUUAGUGCUGGACUUUCUUUUAAAUGGGACAUUGCCUUAGUAAGUCUACAGUACAGUUCAUGACUGGAUUGAACAUUAGCCUACAAACCGGGACAGUUAAUGACUAGCUGCCUUGGAAGACCUGGGAACAAGGCAUUGGGUUGAUGGUACGCUGUUGCCAGCAUUCACCUCUGUUGCCUUGUGACUUGCUUUCGCUGUUGGAAAGCUUCAAUGCUAAACUGCUAAUAUCCAUCGCCACUCCAAGUCACUUGUUUUCUAGUGGCCUUGCGACUCUAAACUGCCAGUUAUGCUUCGAAGAAAGGAGCACAUGGUCUUGUGUGCCUUUUUAACUAGGUAAGGAUAUGACCAAAGAUAUCCCCAAACCACAAUCUUCUCUCAAUACAAUGCUGGGUAUGGGCUGGAAUGGUUGAAACUGGUUACAGUCAUAGCAAUGAUGGUUGUUUUUUUAUAGUUUUUUUUAUUUAUUUCAAUUAGGUUUUUGUUGUUAGCUUAUGGAUCAUCAGCCUGUACACUUGUUUUUUUUUAAAGGGGGGAGGAACUUUGUUUGAGCUGACCCUGAAAUGUGAGCUCCGUGUUGGUCUUGGGAGAGGUGUUACAAAGUGUGUGUGAGGAUUCAUGGGGCAUAAAGGGUUCAUUUGAGCCGACCAUAGAAGAACAUCUGCUGGGUGGUCAUAGGUACACAGUAGGCUGUGUUCAUAGGCAGAACUGUAAUUAAGAAAUAAGACAUGAGAACCCAGGUUUAUCAUGUGAAUAACUCACGACUAAGGCCCAACAUGGAGGAUCAGGGAAACAGCCCUUAGGAGGAUGUUAUUCACGAUAAUUCCUGGGGCCUGAUUGCUUUUAUAAAACGGUUACCAAUUUUUUUUUUUAAAGAUGUGUUUUCAUUCAAUGUUAUUUUAAUGAGUAKAUUUGUUUUAUUUCAUCCUUCCAKCAGACAAUCUAGUCUGAGCAAAAGCCAGUUGAUAGUUCUGAAAUAAUGCAGUAGCUAGCCAAAUGAGCUGGUCAUCCAAAAAAGGUUGCCAUGCAGGCUAGCUACUUUUCCUUUGGUAGUUAGCUAACUAAAGCUGACACUAUCACAUCAAGCAGCUGAAAUGAUGGCAAACUAUGUGCAUUUUAGUUUGUUUUACCUUUGUUUCUAUUGCCAUUUCUUUUGACAUAUCCAUUGUUAUUACCCUGUAUAAAUAAAUUUUCCUGACUAAGAGAA
This is a messenger RNA of Salvelinus sp. IW2-2015, 2641 nucleotides long. RefSeq names its product low density lipoprotein receptor adapter protein 1. Lineage: Eukaryota; Metazoa; Chordata; Actinopteri; Salmoniformes; Salmonidae. The record is from RefSeq and is a predicted model, not a curated record.